AUGUCGUCCUCGCCUCAGGUACCGACCACCAACCUCAAGACAGAGGGGCGUCAAACCCGAGAUGCGAAUAGCAGCGGCACAACGGAUGCGACUCCAGAUCUGGCAAACCUGACGAUCCGCACGCCAGGCCGGCUCGCUGCCCGCGCCACCAGUGUGCCUCAGCGGACACCGACGACCCACACCACUAGGACCGGCGCCGGCCCAACCAGUUCUGGCGGGGCCCCUCGGACCGUCAAUGGCCUCUCGGCAUCCGCCCGCCGCCUGCGUGCCACGUCGGUCACCAAUACGGCAACACCCCACGCCCGCCGGGCGAUUGAGGUUUUCAAGGGCCGCCGGACCGCCAUCUUCAACACGCCCGGAGGCCGUCGAAAGACCCUGGGCGCCAACAAGCGUCGCGCGUCCCAGGGCGGCCCCGACCCGCAAAAGGACGGUCCUUUCGAUGCCUUGCGUCACCUGAGCAGGCGCCUGGCGCCUCAGACUCAGCGCGUCGUCACCUCGUCCAGCCCCGGGGACGUCAGCAGUGUCGCUGGCGGGGCGGAAUCCGCUCGCCGCGCGCGGGACCCGUCUGGGAUAUUUAUCGACGAGGACGACGAGGAUGACGACUCGGGGUUUAUUGAGCGUCGUCCCCGGUUGUCACUACCUAUCGACGCUGGGGAUGACGAUGAGGCUGAGCUGAGGCCGCCGAGGACUUCGGGCUUGGAGAACAUUGCCGAUGACACAGUCAUGUCCAUCGAAGCACCGCGCCGUGCCAUUAGCGACCAGCCUUAUAGGAGAGCCGGCCGAGAUAGUCUGCGGAUGAGCGAUUAUUUCGCAAACGGCCAAGACGACUUUACAGUUGAGGUCGGGCAUGAUUUCGACGACCCUAUACCACCCGCGUUUGACGCAGACGGCGACACCGUCAGACUGGAGGACGAUACAUACGAGAGGCUUGAUUCGCCACUGGGCCGCCAGGAAGCCAUGGCCGCGGGUCGUCAGAGCGACUUUGGCACGAUCGAGGUUCCUAUGGGUGUUGAUAGCCCUUUUAGGCUCGAGCCGGUUCUGCAAGACUCCUCUGACCCAGCACCGCUGCCACCACCAGACUUUGAUGAUUAUGGUGAUGGCUCGCCAGCACCCCAAAUGAACGGAGACGAAGAAGCUACGGAAUAUGACAAUGUCGUUGCCACGGCUGCAGAAGCAGCUGGACCUGGAUUUGGGGCGAUUGGUGGUGUUGAUGAUUUCGAAGACAUAGACGACGAAACCGAUAUGGCCGAUGACCGGCCGGACAAGCAGCUCGCUACAAAACUGCAAUCAAGGACAGGCAAGAAGAAAGCUGGUCUGAAAAUAUCCAAGUAUGGACACCCAUGUCCUUCAUUGCCACCUCCGGUUGUGAAGAGGCUGGCAGAGACCAUUGCUUGCACCAGCGGGAUCGGGAAUACCAAAAUCACUCCAGAGACGCUUCAGGCGUUGAUGCAAUCGACAGAAUGGUUCUUUGAGCAGAUGGGCGACGACUUGCGGGCCCUGGCCCACCACGCUGGCCGGAAGACCAUUGAGCAGAGCGACGUGGUCACGUUGAUGAAGAGGCAAAGGCAGAUCGACUCGCAGAUUACAUUGUUCUCGCUUGCUCAGAGACAUCUCCCGAGGGAACUGCUGCAAGAGCUGCGGAUGCCGGCUCGGGCACCUCUAAAGAAGCGCCGUAAAGCCACUGGUCAGGCCACGUCUCUUGAUGAGCCAUGA
Molecule: messenger RNA, 1713 nt
Organism: Pyricularia pennisetigena
Lineage: Eukaryota; Fungi; Ascomycota; Sordariomycetes; Magnaporthales; Pyriculariaceae
Exons: 3
Coding region: 1-1713 (570 amino acids)
Biological process (GO): replication fork processing; resolution of meiotic recombination intermediates
Cellular component (GO): Fanconi anaemia nuclear complex; FANCM-MHF complex
Molecular function (GO): chromatin binding; protein heterodimerization activity
Source: RefSeq, a predicted model, not a curated record